AUGUUUGGUAGAAGCUGUGUCGGGAAUGUCUCCCAACAGAUCACCGCCAUCCGUACGGCCACAAAGCGGGUGUCUGGGUCCAAGACAAAUAAGAAUGACUCUGCUGGUCGAAGAUUAGGUCCCAAGGCCUACGAAGGUCAUUUUGUCAAACCAGGUGAAAUCAUUAUGAGACAGCGGGGUACCAAGAUACACCCUGGUGAAAACACUGGCAUUGGUACCGACCACACCAUCUAUGCCAAAGAACCGGGUUACGUUCGUUUUUACUAUGAUCCAUUCCACCCUCUCAGAAAAUACGUUGGGGUCGCUCUUAAAAAGGAGUUAUCGCUUCCAACUCCUCACUUUCAACCGCGGGUUCGGAGAUUUGGUUAUGAGCAGCUCCAAGACCCUGCCGAAGCUGCUCAAGAAGAAGCCCAUAUGUCUAAAAAAGAAUUCGACGCCCAACCUUUCUUGCAACAGCUUAAGAAACAAAAAGAACAACACCGGGAGGCGAUCAUCGCGAACAUCAAAAGUGAUUUAGGCUCGGGGCAAUAUGGCUUCCAGUUUAACGACGCACAAUUAGAACUUGUGGAAAGCCGCUUGGUCGAAAUCAUCUUGUUGAUGGAGGUGGGCACUCCUUUGGAAGAUGCCAAAAUUCAGGCCACCUUCAACCACCUUUACAAACUCAAGUUGCAAAAAGCUACUCUUGGCGAGCUGUAUGAUGAACAGGUUGCUGCUUACCGGGAGUUGGCUACUGAGGUCGACCUGAAGGUUGACGUGGACGCUCAAGGGAGAUUAUGCCCUCAUUUGUCACCUGAAGCCAAACAGACCAAGCAAGAUGAAAUUAGAACUGAGCUCUCCAAGUAUGCUCGCAAAUUGUUGACCAAAGAAGACCGCGAAACCAUCGAGAAGCUCAUCACUUCUGCUGGGGUGUUUGACCGCACUCAACAACAACGGUUGACCACGACGUAUUUGCCCGACGUGCUUCCGUACGACGUGGAAGGAUCUGUGGUCCCCAUCGAAGACCCCGAAAACCCUCCCAAGGACUUAGUCGUCCAACAGGUCUACGACGAAAAGAAUCGUGUAGUCAAGACCAUCGGUCGUCCCAAGGACGUCUUUGCCUAA
Messenger RNA from Diutina rugosa, 1101 nucleotides. It is a transcript of the gene MRP7, whose product is annotated as mitochondrial 54S ribosomal protein bL27m. Lineage: Eukaryota; Fungi; Ascomycota; Pichiomycetes; Serinales; Debaryomycetaceae. Gene Ontology annotation, cellular component: mitochondrial large ribosomal subunit; ribosome. The transcript has a single exon. The record is from RefSeq and is a predicted model, not a curated record. Gene Ontology annotation, biological process: translation. The coding region runs from base 1 to 1101 and encodes 366 amino acids. Gene Ontology annotation, molecular function: structural constituent of ribosome.